This is a messenger RNA of Girardinichthys multiradiatus, 2017 nucleotides long. RefSeq names its product prokineticin receptor 1b (gene prokr1b). Gene Ontology annotation, molecular function: neuropeptide receptor activity. Gene Ontology annotation, biological process: neuropeptide signaling pathway. The transcript is spliced from 3 exons. Gene Ontology annotation, cellular component: membrane. The record is from RefSeq and is a predicted model, not a curated record. Bases 577 to 1749 code for a protein of 390 amino acids. Lineage: Eukaryota; Metazoa; Chordata; Actinopteri; Cyprinodontiformes; Goodeidae.
UUAUAUAAGAACAAUCUAUUUGUCAUUGUGCUUUGACUAUGGAUCAAAGUGAACUUUCAGCAAUCCCUUACGUGUGUGCACCGCCCUUAUUGACACCUCUUGAAAAACGGUCUCGGCAGUCUCCCUCUUUUUAUUUAUCACUCCAGGCGGAGGAAAGACAAACGCAACUUUUCCGCUGAAAAAAGAAAAAAACCAACUGCGUAACAGAGGAGAGGAGUGGAGCGCUCUCUCAGUAGAUGCGAGCUUUGUGUGGUUAGGCUGAUGGAGAGACUUUGUGUCUCUACUCGUUCAAUUGUUCGCUUACGGAGGAUUUUCUGAGCUAUUAACUGAAAGGCACAUUUUUUAUCGGACGCACGUAACCCAGUAAAGGUUGAAACCCCAUAUAACGUAUGCAGGUGAUGAUGUGUCUGUUUCCAAAGAAGAUUCAGUUGGGUUAGAUUUUCAAAAUUUUCAAUUGAACUCAUGCAAAUUAUUUGAAGGAAGGGAAAAGCUAGAAGCAUAUACCACCAAGGGUAACAUAAAUUUUGGAUUAAAUCUUUUUCAAUUUCACCAAAACAAGAGUGUGUGUUGUAAGACAUGGGAGACUCAAACAUCAGCCACUUGAUAGCAGCUUCUGCAGAGAUCCAGGAUGGUCACCUGGAUGGCAACUUGGAUCAGUAUAUGGACAGCUAUGACCUGGACUACGGCAUCCCUCCUGAUGAAAUUCCAGAUACAACUCAGGGCCAGGCCUUCUUUGUGGCCACCAUUAUCAUUGGCAUUGUCCUUGUGUGCAUCAUGCUUGUAUGUGGGCUGGGGAACUUCAUAUUUAUUGCCACUCUUACACGCUACAAGAAGCUCCGCAAUCUCACCAACCUGCUCAUUGCUAAUCUGGCGAUCUCAGACUUUAUUGUGGCUGUGGUUUGCUGUCCCUUUCUGGUGGACUACUAUGUGGUAAAACAGCUUUCCUGGGAUCAUGGAUUGGUGCUGUGCGCUUCUGUAAACUAUCUCCGUACUGUGUCACUUUAUGUGUCCACAAAUGCGCUGCUGGCCAUUGCGUUUGACAGGUACAUGGCCAUAGUACAUCCUCUCAGACCUCGUAUGAAGUAUCAGACAGCCUACUGCCUAUUAACAGGAGUCUGGAUGGUUCCCAUUCUGAUAUCAAUUCCUUCAGCCUAUUUUGCUUCUGAGACCAUGUACCCUCAUGGUGGCACCUCAUCAACCACUCACAAAGUCUUCUGUGCCCAGAUCUGGCCUGUAGACCAGCAGGCUUACUAUCGAUCCUACUUCCUGUUUGUUUUUGCCGUGGAGUUUGUUGGCCCUGUCAUCGUCAUGUCAAUGUGUUAUGCCUGCAUUUCCCGUGAACUGUGGUUCAAAAAUGUCCCAGGUUUUCAGACCGACCAGAUAAGGAAGAGGUUGCGUUGUCGUCGUAAAACAGUGAUGGUCCUUAUUGGAAUUUUGACGGCCUACAUCCUGUGCUGGGCACCAUACUAUGGAUUCACUAUCCUACGAGACUUCCAUCCAACACUCAUCUCUCGCCAGAAAAACUCAUUGGUAGCUUUUUACAUUAUUGAGUGCAUUGCCAUGAGCAACAGUAUGAUUAAUACCUUCUGUUUUGUCAGCGUCAAGAAUAACACUGUGAAGUAUCUGAAGAAAAUAGUCCUGUUGCGCUGGAGGUCAACAUAUGUUGCUAAUAAGAGUGGUGAUGAGAUGGAUAUAAGAACCUCAUCCAUGCCAGUAACUGAAGAAAUUGAAUGCAUUCACCUACGGUGAUGGGAAUAAACUUUGGUAACACUGUCAUUGAGAUUUCAACUGCUUUUAUCCAUUUCCCAUAGCACUGCAGGUCAUUAUUUUGAGUGUGUUCCUCAUAUUUCAGAAAGCGUUCAGUUAUUAUGCAGUAUAAAACAAUCUUAAAACAGUCAUCUGGAGUAGCUGUGACUAAGAAAAAAGUCGCCACCAAAAAAAAGGUCACAUACAAUAUUUCAUUGGACCACCUUUAGCUUUGAUAACAUCACACAUUCGCUGUGGCAUUGUUUUGAUA